Tripterygium wilfordii is the source of this 1209-nucleotide messenger RNA. RefSeq names its product probable WRKY transcription factor 69. Gene Ontology annotation, molecular function: DNA-binding transcription factor activity; transcription cis-regulatory region binding. The transcript is spliced from 3 exons. Gene Ontology annotation, biological process: regulation of DNA-templated transcription. Gene Ontology annotation, cellular component: nucleus. NCBI's taxonomy places the organism in Eukaryota, Viridiplantae, Streptophyta, Magnoliopsida, Celastrales, Celastraceae. The coding region runs from base 298 to 1053 and encodes 251 amino acids. The record is from RefSeq and is a predicted model, not a curated record.
GAGAUGUUUUAUUUUAUUGCAACGUGAAGGGAGUGGGGUCUGAUGGUGUUGGGUAUUGGAUAUGGACAUAUUGUUCAUGACUUUGUAAAUAUUAACUGAGGGAAAAAGAAGCCAGAAAGCAACUUGAAAGCUUUGUCAUCUAUGCCGAACCUCCUUUGCUUUCCCCUUUCUCUCUCUCUUAAUCCUCUUUUUCUGAUCUCCCUGCAGAGUUUCUCUCUCCAUAACAACUCCCUUCGUCUCAUUUAUGUUCUUUUGCCAUAAUAUAGUAAUAAGAAGCACAGGCAAAGGCAGGCUGUCAUGGUCAUGGAUGGAUCUCUCUCCCCAAAAUUGGACUCCGAAGUUUCAGAAAUCAAACCAGAAACUCAGACAUCCAAGAAAAGGAAGGUGGUUCAGAAGACUGUAGUCACAGUGAGAACUGGAACCCAUGUUGGGAAACUAAAGAAUGAAGGGCCACCUUCUGAUUUCUGGUCUUGGAGGAAGUAUGGGCAAAAACCUAUCAAAGGAUCUCCAUAUCCCAGGGGCUAUUACAAGUGCAGCACAUCAAAGGGUUGCUCAGCCAAAAAACAGGUAGAGAGAUGCAGUACAGAUGCUUCAAUCCUGAUCAUCACAUACACUUCCAGCCAUAAUCAUCCAGGCCCUGACAUAUCCACCACAGCCAGCUUGACCAAACAACCAAAAGAGACUCAAAAUUCACCAACUACUGAAGAUCACCCCACAUCCCCUAAAGAAGAACAGCUGCAAGAGCAAGAACUAGAGGAUGAGAGGCAAGAGCAGCCCCUUAUGACAACCAGUGAUGGAGAUACAAGUGAAGAUCAUUUUCAUUACCUACAGUCACCAAUAAGUAGUUCUCAAGAUCUAAUAUUGGUUAACCAAGAACCCUUUUUAGAAACCCUGGACAAAACCAGUGACACAGAUCUGGGUUUCCUCUUGGACAGAGAAGCCGUCUCCCGUCCUCAUCUCGUGACAUUUCCAACAGCACCUAGAUCAGAAGAAAAUGACUUCUUUGAUGAGCUUGAGGAACUGGAUACAUUUCAACUUUUAACUAGCUUCUGAUCAAAGUGUUUUUAGUGCUUUCUUUCUUUGCAUCCUAGAAAAAUGGUACUUUUAGUGUUCAUAUGUGAUAAUUUAUAUAGACCCACUACUCGUAGUUCCACGUGGCAUCUUAUAGUACUUUUAACUUUCUUUCUUCAAUAAUAAAAAGUUUCACUA